Molecule: messenger RNA, 1515 nt
Organism: Knipowitschia caucasica
Lineage: Eukaryota; Metazoa; Chordata; Actinopteri; Gobiiformes; Gobiidae
Source: the annotation of a GenBank genome assembly
AUGACUAACCCUUACAAUCACAUUAUAGCUCUGAAGAGGUCUUUCGACAUUGACGAUGACGAGGACCUCCCCACCUCGCCCAUACCGCCCGCCUCCCCACGCUACUACCUCAGCCGUACCAAGCCCACGCUCCAUUCCCGGCCCUACCCGUCCCUCCCUCACCCCCCUCCUCAGGACCCCCGACAGGCUGGUGCAUUGGGCUCAAGCCUGUCCUUCAACAAGGCCACCCCCAACGGCAACGGCUCCUGCGUGACUCGAGCGGCAUCCUUCCAGAGCCGCUUCAGCCCAAACGGGUACUCCUCCAACGACAGCCUGCACAGCUCCACGUCCAGCCUGGAAUACUCAGGAGGCCUAACCAGGCUAUUGUCCUACCCUGGCCCCCAUAUGGCUGAAGAGUAUUCUCACAUCUCAAAUCAGCAGCAGUCGUUUGAUGCCAACUUCAACCACCGGAAGUUCUCUGCAGAGUCCAAUGCCUUUUUAGAACCACACAGUCCUUUCUUUGCAGAGUCCAAAGAUAUCAGAGACCUGCACAGUCCUUUCUCUGCAGAGUCCAAAGAUAUCAGAGACCUGCACAGUCCUUUCUCUGCAGAGUCCAAAGAUAUCAGAGACCUGCACAGUCCUUUCUCUGCAGAGUCCAAAGAUAUCAGAGACCUGCACAGUCCUUUCUCUUCAGGGUCCAAAGAUUUCGUACUGUCUCAAAGUCCUUUCUCUGUGGAGUCCAAAGCUUUUGUAAAAUCCCACAAUCCCUUCUCUACAGAAUCCAAAAUGUUCGCAGAAUCACAAAGUCCUUUCGCUGCAGAGUCCAAAGCGUUCAUAGAAUCCAGCAGUCCUUUCUCCAGUGUGUCCAAAUCGUUCGUAGAAUCGCAAAGUCCUGUCUCUGCUGAGUCCAAGGCCAUUGCAGACCAGAACAGUCCCAACGGAAGCUUCAGGACCACGAUGGGCAAGAAUGGAGGAUUCCAGUUCGCCAACGGCAACUGGAACAGUCGAUACAGAAACAACAACGGCUUUGGAGACGAUCACCGCACAUUCGACAAUCACAAUCAAAAGCCAGCGACCCCGGCCUGUCACAGGAAAACGCCACAGCUGAACAAGUUCCCUCUCGACCUGGACCGUAUCGUGACGCCCUCCCCCAGAGCCAGUGCUAGUUCCUCGGCCUCCCUGAGCAGCCUGGACAGUUCAGACACUCCAGUGACACCCCCGGGCCCAAUGCGAGUUCCCCGAGUCAGCCCCUGUCCCGUGCCUCUGUCUCCGGCUCAGACCCCAUGCUUGCAGCUUCUGUCGGGGCCGCAGGUGGGACUGCUGGACGGUGGAUCAGUCCCAGGCGGUCCAGCAAGCUCAGAGUCGGACGAGCUCAAGGACAGUGUGGGAUCCAUUCUCCAGAGGAUUGCCUCCUUCUCCCAGUCUCCGCCCGACUGUAGGAGCACCAAUGGGACUUUGUCUGGUCGUGUGGUCCUGCCAAAGGAAGAACCAGGCCGUCACGCAGAUGACGAUUACUCUGCCACAGUGCGUCUUUGA